Molecule: messenger RNA, 1878 nt
Organism: Haliotis rubra (blacklip abalone)
Lineage: Eukaryota; Metazoa; Mollusca; Gastropoda; Lepetellida; Haliotidae
Exons: 5
Coding region: 108-1490 (460 amino acids)
Source: RefSeq, a predicted model, not a curated record
UUACUACAGCUGACAGGCUUCGGUAUAUAUAAGCUACACUUUAUAGCAGCGAAGAAAUAUAGCGCAAGCGCUGAAUAUUUUCCUUCACUAUUCAAACCAGAUUCAACAUGGCUUUGCUUCCUCCUGGUGGACUUCCAGAGAUUGUCUUUUCCUUCGACACAACCGGCUCUAUGAGCAGUUGUCUGGCCUCUGUCCGAGGUCGACUCCAGGACAUGAUACAGCGACUCCAGGCUGACAUCCCCGCCAUCAGAAUGGCCGUCUUCGCACACGGUGACUACUGUGACAAACACAACUAUGUCACAAAGUGGAUCGACUUCUCCACUAAUGUCAAGGAACUUUGUGACUUUGUCAAUAACGUCAGUAGCACUGGAGGCGGAGACUCCGACGAAUGUUACGAGCUCGUUCUCAGACAAGUGGGGGAGGAGUUGUCAUGGACACCAGGAUCAAAUCGUGCCCUCGUCAUGAUUGGCGACGCCAACCCCCAUGAGCCAGACUACUCCGACAACAAACUCAGGAUAGAUUGGAGGGAAGAGAUUCAAACCCUCAAUAAAAUGGGAGUGAAGAUAUAUGGGGUAGAGCGUGGAUCUGGCACCAUGGAAUUCUACAAGAGAAUGUCACAGGAGACAGGAGGGCGCCAUCUUCAACUUGACAGCUUCUCCAAUGUCUUUGAUUUCCUCAUGGCCAUCUGCUACAGGGAACAUGGAGCAGACAUGUUUGAUGUCUACGAGAAAGAGGUCCGAGGUCGUUGUGCUGAAGGCGCCCUCAGCAAGGACAUGGAAAAAAUGUUUACAUCGCUACGUGAUGGAGUAGCCUCCCUUCCAUCGUCAAAGAAGACCACAACUGGUUGCAGUAAGAAAGAUGUGACGGUCCCCACAUUAAAGAAAACUACAUCCUUCACAGGAAUUAGAAAGGCCAAGCCUAAAUCUAUCAGGAGACCAGGAACAAAAUCACUGAAGAAACCAACAAAGUUCGUGACACCUCUUCUGAGAAGAGAGGAAGUCUUCGAGAAUAACUUCAGCUUAAGAGACAUGGACUGGUCGCCCUGGGUUAAAGUUAUCUCCCCUAACGUUCCCCUCAAACAGGAAACACAAUGGGCUAAGAGACGGGGUGCCAACCCUGGAUUCAGGAAGAAGACCGUCUUCAAGUCCCAGAACAAUAAGCCAGCUCUCUAUGAGAUCAGUGUUCAGACCACCAGGUUUGGUCGUAGGUGUGUCGUUUUCAGCAAGUUCUGUCACCACAUUCCUGAUAAUGUGAACUGGGAAACAAGACUCCUUGGAAAUAAAAUUGUCAGAGCUCAGGUGAACAAUGUUGUGUCUCAGAACUGCAGUGUCUUUGUGCGGAGGUUGGUGUACAGAAGAGCAUCAGGUCAAGUCAAAACAGCCGCAAUGAUGAAGUCCUAUGACUAUGCUUGGAGGCGUUUGAGGAGGGCACGAUCUACUGCUCGACAUGUUUACAAACAAGGCAGCACAAUUUCAUCAGACAAAAUAUAGAAUGCUUUUGAACACAUUCUAUGGCAUAUUUAAAUAGACUUGAUAAAUGGACGUUUUUCUUAAGAUGCCAUAUAUCAAAGGGCAUUCUUUCUACUUCUGAGAUAUGAGAUGCCAUAUGUUUGGCAUUAUGUUCCAAAAACAUCGAGAUUCAGUCUCGUAUUAUUUUGUGAGUCCAUGAUGUUUUACGCGAGAAGUGUGUCCCAACGAAUGAAAGAGACUUAUAAACGUUAUUUUAUAUUGUUAUGUGAAAAUUGUACAUAUGUCAUUGUUUAUGUUACAGUUGUUUAUGAAACUCACUCAUGCAUGCAUUUUCCCCUUGUGAACCAUGUGCAAUGUUAGAACAGGAACUAAUAAAACAAACCACCUUCAUAAAGUGUAUUUUCCUUGA